Molecule: messenger RNA, 246 nt
Organism: Ilex paraguariensis (yerba mate)
Lineage: Eukaryota; Viridiplantae; Streptophyta; Magnoliopsida; Aquifoliales; Aquifoliaceae
Source: the annotation of a GenBank genome assembly
AUGACUAUGUGUGUAACAAUAUCUAGAUUGACUGCAAGCAUAGUGCAUGGUUUGGUAUGGGGAUGGAAAAUCAACCACUCCAGAGCCAAGUCAAACUCGUCUGCAACUCCAGUGACUUUUCCUUCAGUUAAGAGCAGUACCUUUGAGACAGUUGAGAAAGUGAUGGCUGGACCUGAUUCUUUUGAUUACACUGCAUCACGCAUGGGAAGAUCUACGGCCGCUCUUGUUGGUGAUAUGGACCCAUAG